AUGUUUAAUGAUUCACUUAAGCCUCUACUUCAACUUUUUGCACGUCUUGCCUGGUACAAUAUUGGCUAUAUCGAUUGGGAAUCAUGGUUAGCACAGGAUUAUACAAAAGAGGCUGCUGAAGCUUGUCAAUAUUUGGCCAUGCUUCGACCAGAAUCUAUUGUGUCACCAAUUGUUGAUAAACUUCUCUUAUCCAUCGACAAUCUAAUAGAAGCACAUCGUUUUACAUCACUUAUGCACUGUCUCAAACGUAUGACUCGUCAAUUAGUACGACAAACAUCGUCCUAUUUCCAAGGACAAACUUAUAUUCUACCAUUACUCAUGUCAGUAUUACCCGGUAUUGAUUUGAAUGAUAUUGAAAAGACAUCAAUGACAUUGGACUUUUUCGAUGCUAUUUUCAUGUUAAUCUCAUGUGUCGAUUGCUCAUCAGCGGUACACACUCGAAAUGAUCUCAAUGAGGAUUCUUAUGAAGCUAUUGCUAAAGCAAUUCAAAAUUUACUUCGAUCACUUUUGAAUAUUUAUCCAAUGAAUUAUCGUCUUACUCGAGAAAAACUUGACGAACCAUUCAUUGAUUUCUUACCUAUUCGAAUCUGGGGACAAAAUGCUGAUUUUGAUCAAAUUCAAGUUCAAUAUCACAUUCCUAAUGUUGAUGAAAUCGAUUUUGCUUGUGACUUUGUCAAUACAUUUAUCUAUUCAGAAUUGAUGUUUUUGAAAGAGAACUUUUUGAAAGUAUCCAAAGAUGAACGACUACGAUCGCUGACAGUUAUUAGUAGCCUCGCUAUUGGAUGUUUUCGUAUUGUAUCACGUAUCGAAAGCAAAGAGGUACCAAAUCUGUAA
Molecule: messenger RNA, 834 nt
Organism: Rotaria sp. Silwood1
Lineage: Eukaryota; Metazoa; Rotifera; Eurotatoria; Philodinida; Philodinidae
Source: the annotation of a GenBank genome assembly